Raphanus sativus (radish) is the source of this 975-nucleotide messenger RNA. RefSeq names its product KH domain-containing protein At2g38610-like. Bases 146 to 586 code for a protein of 146 amino acids. The transcript has 4 exons. The record is from RefSeq and is a predicted model, not a curated record. Lineage: Eukaryota; Viridiplantae; Streptophyta; Magnoliopsida; Brassicales; Brassicaceae.
AAAAAAAUACAGAACUGGAAAUCAAUUAUAGGAGACGAUCUCCGACGUUAUCCUCGGCUUCGCCAUUGACGAUCUAUCUCUCCUUUCUCGCUCUUGUAUUGUGUACGCUUCUAGAGAAAGAUGAAGAAGAAGAAGAAGAUGAGUCAUGUCUGGAUUAUACAACAACAACUCGUCUUACUUUUCUCCUGCUAGAGCUGCUUCUCCUCAGAUCAGAAGCACUCCUGAGAUCGACAGCUCUCAGUACUUGACGGAGCUUCUCGUUGAACAUCAAAAGCUUACACCUUUUAUGCAAGUCUUGCCCAUAUGCAGCCGCCUGUUGAAUCAAGGUUUGUCCUUUUCAAGAUUCUUGAUUCGGAACUCAUUUUUGGGAGUCAAAUCAGAGAUGUUCAGGGUAUCUGGAAUGAUGCCUAACCAAGGAGGAUUUGGCGGCGAUUUUGAUAGACUCAGACACAGAAGUCCCAGUCCAAUGGCUUCUUCUAAUCUUAUGUCUAAUGUCUCUAACUCCGGUUUAGCUGCUUGGAACAGAGCUUCUCUCUCAGGAGGUAUUACCAUCAUCUGUUUUAAGCUCUGUACUUGUGUUGUCUAAGAUUGUGACUGCGUUGUGUUGCAUCUGUUUGAGCAUUGUGGAACACCUGGAAUGACAAUGGAUUGGCAAGGUGCACCUGGAAGUCCCAGCUCAUACACUGUCAAAAGGAUAUUGCGUCUGGAGAUUCCAAUAUAUAGCUAUCCUAAUAUUCCAUUGGAAAUGAAGAUCAGAGAAGGUUCUGAUGAAGGUGUUCCUGUGAUUGUUUCUUCACCUGGUUCUGUAGUAUUAAAAGCUUAUGAAGAUUCUAGCUCAAAACGUGGUGAAUAGGCUCAAGGAGCUACGUGAUAAUCCUUAGAAUGAGAUUCAGACAAAACUUAACGUUCCACACUCAUCAUAGAACAAGCCAUGAGAACAAGAGGCAUUAUAAAACCAAGUUUUGCAAUUGCUGA